Besnoitia besnoiti is the source of this 828-nucleotide messenger RNA. Its product is annotated as redoxin domain-containing protein. Gene Ontology annotation, cellular component: cytoplasm. Gene Ontology annotation, biological process: hydrogen peroxide catabolic process; cellular response to oxidative stress; cell redox homeostasis. Gene Ontology annotation, molecular function: thioredoxin peroxidase activity. Lineage: Eukaryota; Apicomplexa; Conoidasida; Eucoccidiorida; Sarcocystidae. Bases 1 to 828 code for a protein of 275 amino acids. The transcript has a single exon. The record is from RefSeq and is a predicted model, not a curated record.
AUGAGAGCGCUGACGACAAUAAGUAUGGCGAGGAUGCUGCACAGUCGUUUAGCAAUGGUGGCUCCCCUGGUCACAAUUGCCCUUGCCGCGCUGGGAGCCUCGCCGAUGAACUCCUUCUCGCUUCCCCCUGGCGCGAACGCAGUGGGAUCCGGCGUCACACUUGCUUCAGCAUCGUCUGCCAGCAGCACGUGUUCGUCGUCCGCGCCAUCUGCUUCAGUGGUUUUCUCUUCUGCUCUGAGAGCGGCGUCUUCCUUUGGAGCUGGAUCCCUGGCGUUCGCCAAGACGAGGCCACUCAGCCAAGGAGACCCGGCACCAGCAUGCGUAUGGAGGAUCCGCGUCGCGGCAGCGGACGGAGGAAAGACGUGGGGAGAGCUCGACUCCAAAGCUGCGUUCACGGGCAAAAGAGUUGUUGUCUUCAGUCUUCCAGGCGCAUUCACGCCGACGUGCUCGUCGAGGCAUUUACCGGACUUUGAAAGGCUGUACGACUCCAUUCGCGCUCUCGGCAUCGACGAGGUUUAUUGCUUGUCUGUCAAUGACGCUUUCGUAAUGGAUGCCUGGGCCAGCAGCCUGAGUGUUAGAAAUGUGAAGAUGAUCCCGGAUGGCAAUGCAUGCUUCACGUCGAAAAUGGGCAUGCUGGUAGAUAAAAGUAAUCUUGGGUUCGGGCCACGGUCCUGGAGAUAUGCAAUGGUGGUGCAGGAUGGCACUAUAGAGAAGCUGAUGGUGGAGCCCAGUAUGACUGAUAACGCCGACGACGACCCGUUUGUUGCCUCUAGUGCCCAGAGUGUGCUAGAUUACUUGCGUGAAACCCCUCGCGGCACUGGAGUGUGA